Batrachochytrium dendrobatidis JAM81 is the source of this 480-nucleotide messenger RNA. RefSeq lists its product as uncharacterized. The coding region runs from base 1 to 480 and encodes 159 amino acids. The record is from RefSeq and is a predicted model, not a curated record. NCBI's taxonomy places the organism in Eukaryota, Fungi, Chytridiomycota, Chytridiomycetes, Rhizophydiales. The transcript is spliced from 2 exons.
AUGUUAUUUGCUUACUUUACUCUAGCCGUUUUGAUUUCUCCUACUUUUUCCACUGUCCUUUCCUACUCGUGCAAUGGCAAGUCUUGUUCCAGCCAUGAUGACUGCAACAACUAUCACAUUGAACGCAAAAAAUACUGCGACUACAUUCACGACAUUGGUGGCUCCAUUCAUGGCAGUUGCAUUUCCAAGAUUUCUCAGGAUUGUAAUGCCUGCAUUACGGGAGUUGAUCAAUCUGGAUGGUACUGCUGGAGUACCUCUGAUUAUGACAGAAACUGGUGGUUUGGCCGUCGUCGCUGCCACCGAGGCCGACGCGAAAACGGAGAUCAAGACAAUGAUGGACAUGGCGACAAUGAUAAUGAUGGCGAUGAUGAUGAUGAUGGACAUGGCGACAAUGAUGGAUAUGGACAUGGUGAUAAUGAUGGAUAUGGACAUGGCGAUAAUGACGGAUAUGGAUAUUCUCCCGCUACUCCGGCAGUUUAA